Molecule: messenger RNA, 4221 nt
Organism: Trichomonas vaginalis G3
Lineage: Eukaryota; Parabasalia; Trichomonadida; Trichomonadidae
Product: calcium-dependent cysteine-type endopeptidase protein
Exons: 1
Coding region: 1-4221 (1406 amino acids)
Biological process (GO): proteolysis
Cellular component (GO): cytoplasm
Molecular function (GO): calcium-dependent cysteine-type endopeptidase activity
Source: RefSeq, a predicted model, not a curated record
AUGCAACAGUCUUGGGUUUUUGCUCUGUCCUUAGGAAUACCAUACAUAAUCAUUGUAACGAUAUGGUCUAUCAUCCUAAAGCGGUAUUUCAAAUGGCGCCCGUUCCUCUUUUCGAGUUUUGUAAUUUCUAAUUAUAUUAAGCAGCCAAAAGGCACUUGCAAGUACAUACUCUUCAUCACUUUAUGGUGGGCAUUCUUCUCAUUACCAUUUAUUAUUCCAAUCAUAUAUGCAGGCAUUUUACAUUCUAAAUUCCAAAAUGUUAUUUUGGAUAUAUCAGUAGCCAUUGUUCCUUUUGUUCUUACAUCACUUCUUUUCCUAUACAAAAACUUCAAGAAUAACGGAUUUAAAGUCGGAUUUACAUCAAAGUUAAUGGUCCCACUCGUAUUAGUUUUAAUUAUUGCAUUAAACUCAGUAACAUCAUAUUUAUACAAAGAAGAUCAAUGGGAAGCAUUCGGAUACUUACUAAUGUGCCCAUCUCUUCUUGUUUACGCAUUCGCUCUCGCGAUAUCAAGAGCCAGAAUCAAUUAUGAUACGGCAAACGACUUAAUUACAAGCGAAGAAGCACGAAACGAGUUCUCAAAAGACAUUACAGACAAGAAAUUCAAUAAAUGGCUUGUCGGAAGCCACAAAAUGAAGUGGUGGUGCCUUAUUGUCUUCAUUGUCUUAUCAGCAGGCUUUAAUGCAGCGUUUUACGGUAUAUUUAGAAAUACAGAGACAUUAAUGACAGCAGCCGCUUCAGUUUGCAUUGAUUAUUUAAUUUUAAUCAGACAAUACUUUCUUAAAAACCAAUUACAAACGAUGAACUUACUCAUUGGAGCAUACAUAGUCAAGACAAUAGUGAUUUCCAUUGGUCCGAAGUAUUGGUUGUUUAGUCACUCAUUAUAUCUCAGUAUUUUCGGUUGUUUUUGCUUAGUUAGGUUCCUUCAUUGGUUGUUUAUCAUGUUAUCAUGCGGAUGCAACAAAAAGAGAAUAAGAUCCGAAAAAAUCAACGAUGAAAUCAAAGAAAGACUGGAGAAAGUCACUCCAGAAGGCAGAAGACCUUCAUCAUUAGAAGCAUUAACAAGUAUUAUCUCAUUUAUUCUCACAGCAGGCCUUGCAGCCCUUGUUUUAUUCAAAUUUGCAGAUAAAUCUACCGAAAAAAUCUUCGAUAGAGAGCAGAAAGUAGUUUACGUAAUGAUGUUAGUGUUUGCUAUUGCAGUAUCUCUAUGUCUUGCCUCUCUAAUUUGUGCUUUUAACACUAGAGGUCGAUUAAAUUUUGUAAUGUUGUUAUCUUUCUUACUCGGAUAUGGUGCAACGAUUGUAUUCUUACUGUUUUACAAGGAGAUCCACAUGGAAGUCAUAGAAGUUGUAGUAAUUUUCUUAAUAAUCUUUUUAAUAACUGACGGAUUCAUUGUUUUAAUGCUGACCUUCGAAAAUGGCUUCAACUUCAAGAAAGGAAGUCAUGCCGUCAUCAGACUUUACUUGUUUGGCUUCCUUUUAGUCGCAGACAUGAUAAGUUUAAUUGUGUUGCCGAUUGUUAAGCAAAAAAGUGUCAUUGGUGUCACUUUUGUAUUAGGUUUAUUAUCUGUUUAUUCCUUCUUUGGAUUUUCCCAUUACUUUGUUACACCGACAUACAAAUGGGAUGUGCAAAUUAACUUUGUUUUGUUUGUUUUCUUUUACGGCGGUUUUUGUGGUAGUUUUGUCGGUUUGAAAUUGACAAAAGUUUGCUACUAUUUAAUCGUCAUUGGAGUAGUGUUUGUUGUAUACGGAUUUGUCUUUAUUUGGACCUAUAGAAACAAGUUUUAUUUCACAAAAGGUCCUUUAAUUUUGUCACUUUUAUCUUCAGCCAUUUUUACUGGCUUAAGUUUUGCCUUGUUUUUGAAGACAGAAUAUCAAAUGCUUGGUGCAACUUUAUCUGAAUUAUUCUUAUUAGUUUUUUGUGCAUCACUUUUCUUCUUCGCUAUGACAACUAAUUUAUGGAGAUUUAAUUGGCUUUCUAUUUUAUCAAUUGUUUUAUUUAUUGCUUUAUCUAUUAUAGAGAUUUAUUUCAUUGUUAAAUACAACUCAGACUCUUAUUUCGUUUAUACUAUUAUAUCUAUUGUUCUUGGUUUGUUAACAAUAAGUUUGACAUUGAUGUAUACUUUGAUUAACACAGAAACACAAGUUUUAGUUUUUACAAACUUUUUCUUCCCUUGCAGAAGAUAUACUGAUGGUUCUCUUUACAAAACUAGAUCGUUUACUAUUAGUUUAUCUACUUUCGUUUUCGUUGUAUGGUUCUGGGGAUUGAUGGGUUUAGUUCACAACAAAAAUAAUUUGUUCGCUUUGGUUUGUAUGAAUGGCGGUUUUUAUUUGUCAAUUUUCUUUUCAAUUUAUUUGUUAUUGGAUCUCGACAAAAAGUGCUUUUUCGCGUUGAACUAUAUCUCUAAAAGCACUAUUCUGCAUGCAUUGGCUAAGGCAAUGAGAGCGGCUGGUGUCGGAUCUGACUUCACUUCUGAAAAGUGUCAAAAUAGGACAGAUUUGAAUGAAUUGAUAAAAAGUGAGAAAAUUAAUAGACAUAUCAAUUCAUGCUUAAGCCAUUUCAUCUCUGCUUUGAAAGCGCAGAUUUACAUUUCUUCAGAAAUGGCUUUCGAUAUUUGCAAACAAAAACUUUUCAAUAUUUUGAAACGUGACAAAAAUAAUGAUGUCACUUUUCUUGCAACGAAAGAUUUCAGUCCAGAGCACAGAAACAUCAUUUGUGAGAUAUAUCUUAAGCUUUCAGGAAGAUCAUCUGUUACUCUCCCUGAAAAUGAAUAUAUUUUGAGUAUAAAUUCCACUGUAAACAAAGUUAAUACGAAAACACAGUGGAAAAAUGUUCAAAAAUAUAUAGAAUUGAAAAGUGAGAUAAAAGGAAUGGUUGAUAACCUGAAGAAUAACACGAAAUACGUUGAUGAUGACUUCCAUCCUACGAAAAGAAUUGAAGAAAGCAUUAAAUUACUUGAUAAUUGUCAAUGGGAAAGAGCUGAAAAAAAAUUUAAAGGAAGAGAAUUUGAAAAAACGUGCCAGCCAAAUGAAAUUGUUCAAGGAUAUUUCGGAGAUUGUUAUUUAGUUACUAGUUUGUCAAGUAUUUGCCAAAACUCAAGAAUUAUUAAGAAUUUGUUUUAUAAAUCUGAAUUGGCGGUAAGUAAUGGAGUUUCUUGUGUUUCUUUCAAUGCAAUGGAUACGAAUCUUUAUGUAUUAGUUGAUACUAUGAUUCCUGUUUCUAAAGAAGGAAAACCAAAAAUGGUUUCUCCUUUGAAUGAAAAUUCUCCUUGGUGGUUUUGCAUGGUUGAAAAAACUUUCUGUAAAUUAGUUGGCUCUUUAUCAGAGAGUGAAGGUGGAGCUCCAUCAAAUGCUUUGUAUAGAUUAGUUGGUGGCUAUCCGAUGGUUAUAGAAUUGAACACUUUAGAUGUAAGAGAAAAAUUUAAAUCUGGAGCUUUGUUCGACCAAAUAAAUGAAAUUUUCAUGAAUGGAGGUUAUUUGGUUUCCGGAAGUAUGGAAGGAAAUAAUUCAAGUGUAAAACAUGGAAUCGUUCAAGGGCAUGCUUAUAAUAUUUUAGAUGUUGUUGAUUAUAGAGGCAUCAAAUUAUUGAAAUUGAGAAAUCCAUGGGGAAAGACAGAAUGGAAUGGAGAUUGGUCUGAUGACAGUGAUUUAUGGGAUAGAUAUCCAGCAGUAAAGAAUAGAUGCAAAUUCGAAAAAGCUGAUGAUGGAAUGUUCUGGAUUUCAUUUAAUGAUUUCGUUGAUAAUUAUUCUAGUGUUUAUUGCUUGAUUCCUCCAAAUUCCCUGCCUAGAUACAGAUGUAUCAUCAAAAACAAACUGAAACCAGGAAAUUUGGAUGGUUCUAAACCAGUAACAAAUACUCCUCCUGCAGACAAUUUGUGCCAAUACAUAAUGAGAGUCCAUAAAUCAUCUAAAUUCAUGAUUUGUUUGGAAAGAACUGGACCUGGAAUUGGAACAUGGGUCUACGCAAUGAAAACUAAUACUCCUGUGAAGAAGAUUUCUUCUGGAUCGAAAUACAGGAAUGAAGCUGUUCCAUUGAAUGUUGCUGUCCAUUCAUUUGAGUGGACAUUGGAACAAGGAGACUGGGUUUUCUUCGUGUGCAGAAAUAAGAUUGAUGAACCUUCUGAUUACGUCUUGAGUUUGUACUCGAAUUCAAGCUUUGAAGUGACUUCUUUGAUCAACGGAGAAGGUGCUUCAAUCAAAAUGAAGACUGAAAAGACAAAUUGA